AUGUCUUGGGCCGGGUUCAAGAAAAAUGUCAACCGUGCGACGACGCAGGUGAUGAUGAAGACCGGGCAUGUUGAGAGGACAAAUGAUCGAGAUUACGAGAUUGAAGAACGACGGUACCGGACCAUGGAGACGGCCGCAACCCGCUUACAGAAAGAAGCUAGGGGAUAUCUGGAUUCGUUACGAGCCAUGACGGCCUCACAGAUGCGUAUUGCAGAGACAAUCGAUGCUUUCUACGGCGAUGCUGGUACAGGGGAUGGUGUGAGCAGAAGUUACAAGCAGGCUGUCGAGGAUCUGGAUGCGGAAACGAUUAAGGCUCUAGAUGGACCGUACAGAAACACCGUCCUGGACCCCAUAACCCGCUUCUGCGCCUAUUUCCCUGACAUUAAUGAGUGCAUCAAGAAGCGAAACCAUAAGUUAAUUGACUACGAUGCUAUGCGGGCCAAGGUUAAGAAGCUAGUUGAGAAGCCGGACAAGGAUGCGACCAAGCUACCACGGGCGGAGCGUGAUACCGAGAUAGCCAAACAGGCGUAUGAGGAACUAAACGAACGACUUUUCACUGAGCUCCCACAACUCAUUGACCUGCGUGUUCCGUAUUUGGAUCCCAGCUUCGAGGCUCUCGUCAAGAUCCAGUUGCGCUUUUGUGCGGAGGCGUAUUCUCGCAUGGCACAGGUACAACAGUAUCUCGACCCUGAGACAAGAGACCAAUACGCUCGGGGUGACUUGGAUAACAAGGUGGAGGAAGUGCUACAGGAGAUCCGGGAUCUCAGCAUUGCAGGGACAGUUUAA
Monascus purpureus is the source of this 786-nucleotide messenger RNA. The record is from the annotation of a GenBank genome assembly. Lineage: Eukaryota; Fungi; Ascomycota; Eurotiomycetes; Eurotiales; Aspergillaceae.